Molecule: messenger RNA, 10468 nt
Organism: Pan troglodytes (chimpanzee)
Lineage: Eukaryota; Metazoa; Chordata; Mammalia; Primates; Hominidae
Gene: DSTYK
Product: dual serine/threonine and tyrosine protein kinase
Exons: 12
Coding region: 2761-5418 (885 amino acids)
Biological process (GO): positive regulation of fibroblast growth factor receptor signaling pathway; cellular response to fibroblast growth factor stimulus; negative regulation of apoptotic process
Cellular component (GO): cytoplasm
Molecular function (GO): ATP binding; protein kinase activity
Source: RefSeq, a predicted model, not a curated record
GAGUCUCGCUCUGUCGCCAGGCUGGAGUACAGUGGUGCAAUCUCAGCUCACUGCAACCUCCGCCUCCCAAGCCCGAGCGAUUCUCCUGCCUCAGCCUCCCGAGUAGCUGGGACAACAGGCAUGCGUCACCACGUCCAGCUAAUUUUUGUAUUUUUAGUAGAGACGGGAUUUCAUUAUGUUGGCCAGGAUGGUCUCGAACUCUUGACCUCAUGAUCUGCCCGCCUUGGCCUCCCAAAGUGCUGGGUUUACAGGUGUGAGCCACUGUGCCCGGCCAGGAAAUACUUUUCUAUACCAACUUAAACCCUCUCUUCUUACCGUUCAAAACUUUAUUUUCUCCAUUUGUCCUUUGAAUUAGAUAUUUGAAGAAAAUAUGUAUUUUAAUUGGUAAGUUAUUAUGAUUUACGAAGGGCUCAUUGUCACUUGCAUUUUUUAAGAUUUUAAAUAGCAAAAAAUUAUUGCUUUUCUCAACAGAUCAAAAAUAGGUAUGAGAUAUACUUACACAUAUUCAAAAUGAUGUACAUAGAUUAGUUCUUGCAGUAUUGUUUGUAAUAUCAAAAGACUGCAAAAAACCUAAAGGUCCGCCAAUAGAGGACUUGUUAAAUAAAACAUGCCAAUCCAUGUGGUAGUAUGUUACACAGUUAAAAAGAAUGAAACAGACCUUUAUGUUUUGGUGCAGAAGUCUGCAAGGCCAUAAUCAAAUAUGUAUUACGUAUGCUAUCAUUUGUAUUUAAAAUACAUGCAUACACAUACAUAUAUAAAUACGUAUAUAGGAUCUAUUUAUACAUGAUUUAUAUCUACAACAGUGGUUGCCUCCUGGGAGGGGAACUAGGUGACUGGGAGGUGAACAGAAAAACUAAGGAAGACUUAGUUUUUCCUUAUAUAUCCUUUGCACCAUUUGAAUUUUAUACCACAUUCGUGUAUUACUUAUUUUGAAAAUAAAUGCAAAGUACUAAGGAAUAGUUUUUAAAAGGGUGGGCUUUGUGAUAUUUACCUGAAAUAAUGCCCUCUCUGAUUACUUCCACCUAUCUAAAUUUUGCCCCUUCUUCAAGAUAGAUUCCUUUUCUGGAUAACUCCAGCUUGAGUGCUCUUAUCUGAUCUCCUGUGCUAGAAAUUCGUGUGUGUGGCAAAUCAUUACACAUUGCUUUCUUACAGCUCUUCUAUUUUAAAAAUGGUAUCUACUUUGUAUUAAAAUUCCCAUUUUUAAUUUUCAUUUCUAUUUUACUGAACCUUUGGGGAUUGCAUGGGGAAUAUAAUCUUGCAAAAGAAGAAUGGCUGAUGGAAAAUACGUGACCAAGUAAAAGGCAGAAGGGGGAGUGGGUAAAUGGGAAGGAGCAUGAGGCUCCCUCCUUGCAGUCAGCCCUCACAGACAUUUAUCAAAUACAGAUUCAUUUGAAUUAGUGACCCCUUUUUAUAAAAUGCUAAUGCCCCUGGAAAGGUAAGGCCUUCACAUCUUACAACAAUUAAUCCAAAUAUCACGACAUCAUUUGGCUAAGAACACCUGCGUGUUCUGCGAUGAGAGGUUAGGAGAAGUAAAAUUUCUGAAGCAGGACUCACAAAAAUUUAAAACCAAAAGGGCUUAAAGAUCUGCCAUUCUAAACCCUUACUUUAUAGAAGAUGAAACGGGGUCUUGCCCGAGAUCACAAUGCAAGGUAUAGGGAGAGUCCAGAUCCAAACUCAAAUCUCCUCUUAAUUUCAGUCAAGGAACUACAUCAUGUAGCCUACCAGAGAAGAGGUCUGGCCUAGGUAAAAGACGGUGUCUUUCUAUAGCAAGAAAGAUACAGAUGGGCUCUGUGCCUGGUGAAGAGGGGAGAGAUAAUUCAGGAAGCACAAAAGAGGUGACGUCAAGUUUUGCCCCCUUUGUAAUUGUGUCCAGGAGUCUGUGACUGUGUGUGUCAAUGGAAGUCCUCCAUACUAGCAGAAGCCAAGUUAAGAUAAUCAGAAAUAGUUUGGGAGUCUACAAACCUCAACUUCCCCUUACCCAGUCCGGCCUCCCUACUUCAGGAACCCACUGAAGUUCAGCUUACAGCUCUUGUUGAUCCUUUCACACCCUUCCUUUCCAAGUCUGGAGAAGGAAAGUUGGAAUAGGGGAAUGAAAUGCAAACAUAAGAGAUUUCCCUAUUUCCAGGGUACUUUCAGCCGAUUUCCAGGGUACUUUCAGCCGAUUCCCCAGUAUCUACUGUAUCCGAAACACUAGAGAGCCACUUAGGGUAGCCAUGGAGAUAUGACUGUCUUCAGCCUUGUUUCCUUCCUUUUCUCUACUAUUAACAUCUUUCGCUACGAUUUCGGUAAGGCCCCCCCACUUCUGCUGGCACUCAGGUUCUGCAGCUCCUCCCUCUCCUCAGGGACGCUCAUAGAGGGAUUGGGAACACUUUUUAAAAUGAAGAGAGCGCGAAAACACAAGAACGAGUGAGGGUUUUCUCCAAAAGGGAUCAGUCCCAUCCACAGCCUCCCCUUCUCCAGCCUUGAGGUUUUGGCGUUUGGUCCCAGCCCGGACUGCAAGUCCCAGGAGACCCCGCGGCGAGGGUGUCCUCCAGCGAUCCUUCCCUCACGCUUCUGGAUAGUGGAGAGAAAGGUUCCGAUAGCGGCGCACUGCGGUUUGGUUUGUUUGCAACGGCAGUGACGGAGGUUGGGAGCCAGGCUGACUGCAGGCGGGGGCGUCAGGAGGCGGAUUCCUCCUCCCUUCGGCACCGGGGGGCGGGGAGGAGGGAGGCCGGGCCAGCGGCCGGGAACCGAGCCGCAAAGACAGAGCGGGCAGAGGCGAUGGAGGGCGACGGGGUGCCAUGGGGCAGCGAGCCCGUCUCGGGUCCCGGCCCCGGCGGCGGCGGCGGAAUGAUCCGCGAGCUGUGCCGGGGCUUCGGCCGCUACCGCCGCUACCUGGGACGGCUGCGACAGAACCUGCGCGAGACCCAGAAGUUCUUCCGCGACAUCAAGUGCUCCCACAACCACACUUGUCUCUCCUCCCUCACGGGCGGCGGCGGGGCCGAGCGCGGCCCUGCAGGCGAUGUCGCCGAAACCGGGCUGCAGGCGGGCCAACUGAGCUGCAUUUCCUUCCCACCUAAGGAAGAGAAGUACCUCCAGCAGAUUGUGGACUGCCUCCCUUGCAUACUGAUCCUCGGCCAGGAUUGUAACGUCAAGUGCCAGCUGUUGAAUCUGCUGUUGGGGGUGCAGGUGCUUCCCACCACCAAGCUGGGCAGUGAGGAGAGCUGUAAGCUUCGGCGCCUCCGCUUCACCUAUGGGACUCAGACUCGGGUCAGCCUGGCGCUCCCUGGACAGUAUGAACUAGUGCACACGCUGGUUGCUCAUCAGGGCAACUGGGAGACCAUCCCUGAGGAGGAUCUGGAGGUCCAAGAGAACAAUGAGGAUGCUGCUCAUGUUUUAGCGGAACUGGAGGUAACGAUGCACCAUGCUCUCUUACAGGAAGUGGACGUUGUGGUAGCACCAUGCCAAGGCCUCCGGCCCACAGUGGAUGUUCUGGGUGACUUGGUGAAUGAUUUCUUGCCUGUGAUAACCUAUGCACUCCACAAAGAUGAACUCUCUGAGAGGGAUGAGCAAGAGCUUCAGGAAAUCCGAAAGUAUUUCUCCUUUCCUGUAUUCUUUUUCAAAGUGCCGAAACUGGGCUCGGAGAUAAUAGACUCCUCAACCAAGAGAAUGGAGAGCGAAAGAUCACUGCUUUAUCGCCAGCUAAUUGACCUGGGCUAUCUGAGCAGCAGUCACUGGAACUGUGGGGCUCCUGGCCAGGAUACUAAAGCUCAGAGCAUGUUGGUGGAACAGAGUGAAAAGCUGAGACACUUGAGCACAUUUUCUCACCAGGUGUUACAGACUCGCCUGGUGGAUGCAGCCAAGGCCCUGAACCUGGUGCACUGCCACUGCCUUGACAUCUUUAUUAACCAGGCAUUUGACAUGCAGCGGGACCUGCAGAUCACUCCCAAACGUCUGGAAUAUACUCGAAAAAAGGAGAAUGAGUUGUAUGAAUCAUUGAUGAAUAUUGCCAACCGAAAGCAGGAGGAAAUGAAGGAUAUGAUUGUUGAGACACUUAAUACCAUGAAGGAGGAACUUCUGGAUGAUGCUACUAACAUGGAGUUUAAAGACGUCAUUGUCCCUGAGAAUGGAGAACCAGUAGGCACCAGAGAGAUCAAAUGCUGCAUCCGACAGAUCCAGGAACUCAUCAUCUCCCGACUUAAUCAGGCAGUGGCUAAUAAGCUGAUCAGCUCAGUGGAUUACCUGAGGGAAAGCUUCGUCGGAACCCUGGAACGAUGUCUGCAGAGCCUGGAGAAGUCUCAGGAUGUCUCAGUUCACAUCACCAGUAAUUAUCUCAAACAGAUCUUAAAUGCUGCCUAUCAUGUUGAAGUCACGUUUCACUCAGGGUCGUCAGUUACAAGGAUGCUAUGGGAGCAAAUCAAACAGAUCAUCCAGCGCAUCACAUGGGUGAGCCCACCUGCCAUCACUCUGGAAUGGAAGAGGAAGGUGGCCCAGGAAGCCAUUGAGAGCCUCAGCGCCUCCAAAUUGGCUAAGAGCAUUUGCAGCCAAUUCCGGACUCGGCUCAAUAGUUCCCACGAGGCUUUUGCAGCCUCCUUGCGGCAGCUGGAAGCUGGCCACUCAGGCCGGUUAGAGAAAACGGAAGAUCUAUGGCUGAGGGUUCGGAAAGAUCAUGCUCCCCGCCUGGCCCGCCUUUCUCUGGAAAGCCGUUCUUUACAGGAUGUCUUGCUUCAUCGUAAACCUAAACUGGGACAGGAACUGGGCCGGGGCCAGUAUGGUGUGGUAUACCUGUGUGACAACUGGGGAGGACACUUCCCUUGUGCCCUCAAAUCAGUUGUCCCUCCAGAUGAGAAGCACUGGAAUGAUCUGGCUUUGGAAUUUCACUAUAUGAGGUCUCUGCCGAAGCAUGAGCGAUUGGUGGAUCUCCAUGGUUCAGUCAUUGACUACAACUAUGGUGGUGGCUCCAGCAUUGCUGUGCUCCUCAUUAUGGAGCGGCUACACCGGGAUCUCUACACAGGGCUGAAGGCUGGGCUGACCCUGGAGACACGUUUGCAGAUAGCACUAGAUGUGGUGGAGGGAAUCCGCUUCCUGCACAGCCAGGGACUUGUCCAUCGUGAUAUCAAACUGAAAAAUGUGCUGCUGGAUAAGCAGAACCGUGCCAAGAUCACUGACUUAGGAUUCUGCAAGCCAGAGGCCAUGAUGUCAGGCAGCAUUGUGGGGACACCAAUCCAUAUGGCCCCUGAACUUUUCACAGGGGCUCGCCCAGAACGUCUUCCUGUGUUUGAUGAGGAGUGCUGGCAGUUGAUGGAAGCCUGUUGGGAUGGCGACCCCUUGAAGAGGCCUCUCUUGGGCAUUGUCCAGCCCAUGCUCCAGGGCAUCAUGGAUCGGCUCUGCAAGUCCAAUUCUGAGCAGCCAAACAGAGGACUAGAUGAUUCUACUUGAAAGCAAAGACCUUUCUCUUUCACUCUCUAGUUAUUUCCUUCCCCCUCACCUUUUGGCCAUGGGGAGAAUUUGACAUUUAUUCACUAUAGGACACACUCCCAAGGGAACUGGUGCUUGCUGGGAAACUUGGAACCUUCCCAGGCAGGGAUGACUGCUGGACAGUGAAGAGUUGAAUGACUGAGCAUAUUCAGCAGCUCACUGAAGCGCCAAGCUAUCCCUUUAGCAAAAAAGUGUCUCAGAUGUGUAAAAGCUGAGGAAUGUGGUGUUCUGGCUUCACAAAUGAAAAGGAGGCAGAUGUUACCAUUGUCUUUUCACUGUAUAUACUUCUAAGACAGCAAGCGGGACACUGCAGUGGCAAUAGUGUUAAAAAAUCUCAUUCUCAUGAUUUUUGGCUCUAGCUAGGAAUAGUUUAGUCAGGACUCAGAAAAUUUGAGCUUAGUUCUGGGAUUAUGAAAACAUGGGGACAAAAACAAUAACUUGUGGAUGCCUGGUUCCUGCUGUCUGCAGCCAGGGAUCUCAGGUUGCAAUGGUCAGAAGUCCCAGUGAGGGAGCUAGAAACAGAGCUAUCUGUUCCUCAUAGUGCCAGUGUGUUUACAUUUAUAGGACCACAUAUCCCUGGUUUCUGGGGGAGGGUUUCACUGUUACAUCACCAAGAGGCCCUGAAAAGAGGAAAAAAAAAAAAAAAGAGGCCAGGCAUGGUGGCUCACGCCUGUAAUCUCAGCACUUUGGGAGGCUGAGGCGGGCGGAUCACAAGGUCCAGAGUUCAAGAGCAGCCUGGCCAACAUGGUGAAACCCCCCGUCUCUACUAAAGAUACAAAAAAUUAGCCGGGCAUGGUGGUGCAUGCCUGUAAUCCGAGCUACUCAGGAGGCUGAGGCAGGAGAAUCGCUUGAACCUGGGAGGCGGAGGUUGCAGUGAGCUGAGAUCAUGCCAUUGCACUCCAGCCUGGGCGACAGAGUGAGACUCUGUCUCAAAAAAAAAAAAAAAAAAAUAGAAUGUGUAUGCAUAUAUUUGUGUGUAUAUGUAUAUAUGUGUGUGUGUCUAUAUCUCUAUCUAUAUAGACAUACACACAGAAGUUAUUGGAUUUAGAGUUACUGCUAACCCCAGAACAGAAUCUGUUCUUUUACCUUUGAGUCUUUUCUUUUGUUUGCCUCUUUUCAUCUCAAAGGGGGAAAGCUCCAGAUAACAUGGUACUUAGGAGUGAGUGUCUAAGCAAAACCAACCCAAUGCGAAGUAUUUGGGUGAGAACUGAGAGGUGGGAGAUGAUUGGAGGCCAUGGCCUAUGUACAAACAUACUGGAAGAAAACCAGCUUGUUUUUAAAACUUAACACAAUCAGAAAUUUUUCUUUUUGUGUUUGAAUCUAACACACUGACGUUUGGAAAACUUGAUCAAUGAGCUUUUAACCACGGUUUCUCCCGCAAUUUGUUCCUUCUUUUUACCUUUUUAAAAAUCUGUUAGAAGAAAAAAAGAAGCAGACGAAAGAGAAAAACCCUCCUCUGGUAGUUCUGUGUGUGCCCCUCACCCCUGUGUGCUAGUGUCUGGGAAGUUUCCCUGAAAGGUGGGAGGCGGGUGGGUGGUCUUUUGGAGGGUUCCUCAUGAAGUGUGCUUGAGGAAAGAAAUUCUGAUUCUAGGCAGAGGAAGGGGAACAAUUUAAAUAUUGGUGCAUCUCAGAUGCACUUGACUUCAAGCCUUCCUCAACCAAACUGGUCCAUUAGAUUCCGAAAAACAAGUAGACGAGGAAGUAGACAGUGGAAGUGAGUAGUCUCCCUCCAUCUGCCUAAUCCCCAAUAACUGUGGUCUGGCCCCUGUGUUCAGCCCCAGAGUUUGUAAAACAGGUCCCCAGGUAGGUGUAUAAGAUGAGUUGCAAAUUAGCCGGGCAUGGUGGCGUGCACCAGUAAUCCCAGCUACUUGGGAGGCUGAGGCAGGAGAAUCACUCGAACCCGGGAGGCAGAGGUCGUGGUGAGCCAAGAUCACGCCACUGCACUCCAGCCUGGGCAACAGAGCGAGACUCUAUCUCAAAAAAAACCAAAAAACAAAAAACAAAGAUGAGUCGCACAUCUGCUGCUGGGAUUUUCUAGGGUUGUCUAUGACAGAAUGACCAUCUUUUAAAUAUUAAUGGAGUAUAAAUGGAGUCUAUAAUGGGUCUUUCAUAUAACUUUUAACUCUUUGGCUGUCCUGGGCUCUGAUCAUGAUAUGUUUGAGCAUAGUCGCUCCCUAAACUCUUGGAGCCUUUCAGAAAUUCCAUGUAGUGCUAAUAACCUUUUUACUUGCAAAUGAUAAAGUAACUGACUCAGUGUCUUUGGGCUCUGCAGGCUUUAGCCUUGUUUUGGUAGGAUGUUCAGUAUAUUCUCAGAAUUUUUACCACCUAUUUAGCUAUACUUCAAGUACUCUAUUCUCUGCACUAACUUACUGUCCUUCUGGGAACUAUGAUGGGGCUUCAAGGGAGUCAGGUGUCAAGAAAGGAGGGGUAAGUACUCUCUACUUGCUGGAAAAUCAUUGUAAGUCUAUUGUGUAUGAAAUUUUAGGAAAAGUCUUAUAUAGUUCCCUUUCCAGACUGUUUUCUUUUGACUCUAACUAUAAUCAUAAGUCUGUGCUUCCAUUAUGAAGGUCACAUUCCUAGCAUUCUUGGGAAGUAUUAGCUCAUACUCUCAUUCACAUAUGGGAGGUUAGAUUUUUUUCCUCUACCCAGAGUCCCUUUUUAGUUUACCCCACGGCUUAGUUUGCUGUCAGAUACCAGUUCUCUAGCAGAUUCCCCAACAGUUUUUUCCCCAGUGGGGAGGGUGGAAGGGAGGGACUGAUAUAAGUAAGGAGAUGAGUAGUUGUGUUACAGUUCAUUUUCUUUAAAAAAAAGUAUUUUGAGAAAAGGUGCAAAAUAUUCUUGAAAGUCUCUAGGCCAGCCAAAGUCCACAUAUGGAUAUUUGGGGAUGUUAUUUAAAUACUCAGCAGGCUGAGUGCAGGUAUACGUGUGUAUAGAGUGUGUAUACUUUGCUUUUGUUUUAUAACAUUGUCAGCUAAUUUUGGCUUUGUUCUUUGGCAUCCAUUCUUAUUAUAAGUGAUGGAAUGCCAUGAAAUGUACUGUAUUGUAUAUUACUUGGGAGGACACUAGGUUUUCAAAGAAGUCUGGCAGCACUUGGGUUAUAGAGGGCUCAGCAUGACCAAAGUCCUAAAGAUUUUACCUCCCAGCUUUGGUUGUAUGUGUUCCCAAGUGGUGAGGUGAGAUUGUGGCUGGAGGAAGAAAAAGGAUGGCAUGAAAGAAUGACCCUUAUUGUGGUCUGUCCUUCUAAUCAACAUAAUUAGGGCAGCUUACCCCAACAUGAAAAUGAUGACCUGGCCAUUUUUAAUGGCCAGAGCUUGAAGUCUGGUCUCUCAUUUUGUUUCAGAAAUGAGUGAGAGGCCUUCCUGCAGAGCAGUCAGGAGAAAUGGUGGAGCCUGGGGCCCUGGAAUGGCUGACCCUGUGCCUAGAGAGCUGAUGACAAGGGCUGUCUGGCAUGGCUCAUUUGGGUGGGGUUUCCCCAGGCAUACCUUAGUUCCCUGAUCCUCUGCAAAGAGUAGCUCAUUGACUGAGCAAGCACUUCAGGAGGACUGUGCUGGUUGUUCCCAGACCAAAGAGAGUCACUUUUGACUCCAUCAACUUCAAGGGGACAGAGCCUAGGCAGCAGCUUCUCCUAAUUUUUAACACUAAAAUUCAAGGAAGCAGUGGAGGAAAGAAUGCAUUACUACCACAGAUAGAAAUAGGGGACUCAUAGAACUCUCGACUAGUACCUGUCAGCUCUCAAAUGCAUUCUUGUGUCUUUGCUUGAGCUGCCAAAGAAGGGUCACAAAGUGUUCUUCCUCAUGGAAGAAGUGCCUCGGGGUUGCAGGGCUGCAAAGUGACAACUGCACUGAAUGACACUUUAUUUUUUGGCUUUGGCUUAUUAUUUAGUACUGGGAGGCCCAGGGGAAUUGGUGAUUACAGUAGUACUUUGGGAAGUUAAAGCCCCCUUUGGGCUUGCUUUGGAGAGAUGAUGGCAUGCUUGGUAUUCCAUUUGGAUAAUCAGGAAGCCUCCCUAGUCCAUCCAUAUUGCGUCAGAGUGGGAUUAACAACCCUGGAAGAGUCCACUGCCAAAAGAGUAGUUGCUUUCCUGGAAUUUCCAAAGCUUUUGGAUUUUCUGGAUCAAGUAACCCACUUUGUAAAACCUGAGGUCAGGAGUUCGAGACCAGCCUGGUAACAUGGUGAAACCCCGUCUCUAUUAAAAAUAGAUAAAAUUAGCCAGGCAUGGUGGUGGGCACCUAUAGUCCCAGCUACUCAGGAGGCUGAGGUAGGAGAAUUGCUUGAACCCAGGAGACAGAGGCUGCAUUGAGCCAAGAUCACACCACUGCACUCCAGCCUGGGCAGCAGAGCAAGACUCCAUCUCAAAAAAAAAAAGAAAAAGAAAAAGAAGGUUAAUCCUUCAGUUAUGGAGGUGGGAUGAAUAGAGCUUGUUUGAUGUUAAAGUGGGUAAGGAGGGAGUGGCCUUGAGACACUUGUAUUCCAAACUCUCCUGGAGGUUUCCAGUAGGACUACUGUUCCUAAAAGGGUUUCAUUUUUAACUUCAUCUGUUUUGUUAACAUCCAGUCCAAUUGAGGUGAUCUCAGAGGUGCAUCAGGACAUCUAGCACUGGGGAGGCCACCUUGCCCAGAUAGUUGAAAAGAAAAUUGGUCUGGGCAGCCUGUUGUCUUUUGUCUUCAUGUAAUGUUUUUUCUUUGUUUUAAAGGACUAAUGUUUAUUACAGUGUUAAAUAAAAGUGUAAGAUACUAAGUGUGUAGAAUAAAAGUGCAAUAACAAAAGACAAUGACUUUGGCACACACUUCAGUCUUUAUCCUCUCUCCUUUCUUGUGCUACCUGGCUCUUUCCAUAAUAUUGUUACAGCAGGACCGUCUUAAUUGUGUGCAUUUUGAAGAGAUGCGACUCUGGGUUAAUCUUCAUUAGUGUAAUAUUGAAGGGUUGGGUUUGGUUUUAUAGAGUAUUCUGUAUACUUGUUGGGAUACACAAAUACCAGAUGUGCUGUAUAAUAAAGAUCACAUUAACGUUU